Aspergillus alliaceus is the source of this 4995-nucleotide messenger RNA. Its product is annotated as putative nuclear migration protein (ApsA). Gene Ontology annotation, cellular component: mitochondrion; cell cortex. Bases 1 to 4995 code for a protein of 1664 amino acids. Gene Ontology annotation, biological process: microtubule cytoskeleton organization; establishment of mitochondrion localization; maintenance of protein location in cell cortex. Lineage: Eukaryota; Fungi; Ascomycota; Eurotiomycetes; Eurotiales; Aspergillaceae. The transcript is spliced from 3 exons. The record is from RefSeq and is a predicted model, not a curated record. Gene Ontology annotation, molecular function: phospholipid binding; tubulin binding.
AUGGAUGAUCCUUUUGUUUCCAACCUUACCGAAGCGGCAGCUCCCCGCGAAUCGCAUAGGUAUUCUUCUUUUGAUAAACAACUAUUCAGCCUGGAUGCGUCCUCGCCAGCACAGGUGAAACGAGCCCUUGAGGCUCAUUUGGCAGAGACAGAGCGCAGACUGGAGGAAGCAUCCAAACUUGGAACAGCGCUCAUUGAACAGCAGAAGGAACUCGAGGACAAGCUGAAGGAAGUGGAGCAACAGCAAGAAGCGAGCCAGCUCGGACCAGAGCUACAGCGGAAACUUCUGGACCUGGAGAGGGAAUACCAGGAAAUUGGCCGGGAGACGGCGCGAGCGUUCCUUGCGCCGAAACGUCUUGCUGGCGGCGAUGAUGGGCAUCUGGGGACCCCGUCUCUUGACCAGAAGUCACCCCUUAGCUCCGCCCUGUUUGCAAGCCAAGCGACGAACUCUCCCAGCAAGGUGAGCGUACCAUCGCGAAAACAGCGAAACCAACCGUCGAGUCGUGUCCAUGAUAUCGAAUUUGCGACCGAGAUCUCCACCUCCCUUCUAGCUCAGGUCCGUCAGUUGCAGGCACUGCUUGCGGAGCGCGAGGAGACCCUGAGAACCCUGAACUUGGAGAAGUCGAGGCUUGAACUCGAAGCAGAGGGAUAUACGCAGCGGAUCCGGGCAUUAGAUGAGAGCGAGGAGCGUUAUAAGGACGAAAACUGGGCGUUGGAGACUCGAACUCACGAACUAAUCUCUGCGGUGAAAGAUGCUACCGAUCGCGAGAGCCGGCUCAACAGUACUUUGGGUGCCAUUACAACGGAAAAGGGUGCCCUGGAAAGAGACCUGGAGGAUUUGAAACAAGCCAAUGCGAAAUUGAUCGAGGAUCAGGCAGCGGCCCAGAAAGCGAACGAUGCUGAAAUCCACCUCCUGCGCAGGAACCUGAAUUCAGGAGACGCGGAGAGGCUUGCACUGCAAAAGAAGGUCGAGGAGUUAAACUCGCAGAAUGAAGAGCUCGCCAGAGCGGUGGCGAUGCGUCUUCGUCAGCAGGAAGCGGAGACCGUACGGGAAGUUGCUCGAGACAAUGACUCUGAUGAAGAUGGUCAAGGAACGCCGGACAAUUCACCGCCGCCAUCGCCCAGCAAGUUCACUCCGCGCCACAAUCAACUGGAGACUGAGACAUUGCGGAGUUCCCUGGGGCAUGCCCACCGUAUGAUCCAGAAUCUCAAGAGUACCAUCCACCGUGAGAAAACUGAAAAGAUUGAACUCAAGCGCAUGCUGCAAGAAGCACGUGACGAGGUUGAGCAGAAGCGUCGCGAAGCUGUUGCCCCGGCCGGCCCAUCCAACAAGCGCCAGAAGACCAAGCCCGAUAAUACGCGCAAGGCUGCGAGACCGAACCUGCUAGGCGCUGGAAGGAAAGGUACGACAGAGGUUGAGGAGGUAAUUCAUGAGACCGAUUGGGAAGAUCAUGCUACGGACACAAGCCCGUCGCAUAAGGCGGCUCUGAGAUCCUCCCGCAGCCGUACCGAACUGCAGACUUCGGAAGAGCCUAGUGAUGCCUAUCACACUGCCACAGAAGCUGACGAUGCUUUUGAGACCGCCAACGAGCGAGAGACAACCACAGAGAGCGAAGCUUUCCAGACGGGCGUCGAGAGCAUGGCUGAUGACAGCACCGACACCGACGAACUAACGGAAACAGAGGACCGUAUUCAGAGAACUCCUCGUGCUCGUGUCUCAUCCCUGACUCUGGCAAAGGCUCGUGACCGGAAAUCCUACCAUAGCACUGCUUCCACGUCGGCAGACGAGGAUGAGGAUUCUGAUGGCAUCUUCCCCUCGCCAAGCCAGAGCUCUACUCCUCGGUACCGUCUUAGGAAGAAGAGGAGCGUGAUGAGGAGGAUUCGACCCUCCGGGGAGGCUCCAAUGGCCUCUGUUAGCCGCCCAUCUAGCUCACGUGAGUCCCCGGCAACGAGCUUCACACAGAUGUCAGCAGUUUCCGAAGGCCAGAGCCUGUUCGCAGAACUCGCAGAACUUGAUGGCGACGAAGAUGAAGAGGGAGAGUUUGGUCCCCCGAUACAGCACGACACGGAUUCUACACCUCGAAUUCUGUCGAUGCCUGAUUCGAGAAGACCAUCUGAGGCUACAUUGGAUGCCAGGGCUAGACCUGCAAUGGUAGACUCCGGCGUGAUGACUGACCCCUGGGAACCAAGCAUUCCGGCUAGUACUCACACUGUGAACGACAAGAAUCACUCGGAUGUCCUCGCAACACCAAAGGAGAUGACAUCGGAUGCUCAGAAUGCGACUGAAACAAAGGAGCAGCCGAGGUUGGUGCAUGCUGCGACGCAGUGGGCUCCCCCUCAGAGAUCCUCUGAGCCACAUGGUGAUCAAAUUGGUGAUCAAGUGCCAGCCACUUUCAAGACUGUUUCGGAUGGGCGCACCGCAGAUGCAGAGCGAGAGGACAGUGUUCCUGCAGCUACGCUACCACAGCUGGACGUGUCUCCUGUCUCUUCUCAGGACACCAUUCCUGUAGCACCCAAACUACCUGAGUUGGGCAUAUCAUACCUUGUCGGAGACAUGACCGAGCCGGUUGCCGCCCCAAUUCCCGAGCCGCCGGAGAUGACCUUGUCGGCCAUUUCCUUGCAGUAUACAGAGCCUGUUUCCGCCAUCGUCCCAGAGCCGGAGCCGAAGCACGUGCCGGAAAUGGCUGUCUCCUCAAUCUUCUACGAGGAAACCCAACCUGUUACGGCAACGCUUCCUGAGCCUGUGCCUGAACUUCCAAUUCCGGUGGCAGAGCGUGCUACGAGUACAGAGACUCCACAGUUAACAUUCUCGACUAUCUUCGCUGAGUAUACUCAGCCUGUUCAAACGACUCUUCGUGAGCCUGUACCCGUGCAUGUGCCCGUGCCAGAGCCUUCAGUCUCUGCUGCAGAGCGUGCUAUAAGCACCGAAAUUCCUGACUUGGUGGUCUCGACGAUCUUAUGUGAACAGACUUUACCUGUUGUUGCGACUCUUCCGGAACCCGUGCCCGAGCCUUCAGUUUCAGUUACGGAGCGCGCUGUGAACACCGAAAUCCCUGGCCUAGCGGUGUCAACGAUAUUCUCAGAGCAAACAGAGCCUAUUGCGGCUACGCUACCGGAACCAGCCCCGGAGCCCAGAAUGGUUGCGGAUCACCUAACAGCUGGGCAAGAGGCUCCAGAACUGACCGUAUCUUUUAUACCCCCCGAGUCCACCGAGCCGAUCGUACCUCAGGUGCGUGAGAUUCCUCUACCGCAAAUAUCCGUUUCUACAAUCCGCUCCGUCGAAACGCUCCCUGUCAAGUCCACACCAGCUGCAGCCAUCAUUCCCAUACCCCUGCACUCCGAUGAGAAUGCCCCACCAGCGACGAGAGCUGUUAUGGUCGAUAAAUCUACUUCGGAGUCCUUGCCAAUCGUGGUUGUCGAAGACGAAGCAAGUGAGAGCUCUGAUAACGACAGAGCUGGCCAGACUAGGGGCGCCCCCUCGCCACUGAGCGCCAUUUCUGGCAAUGCUGUUUCAAGACAUGCAAGGGGGCGAUCGGCGAACCAGGCGGACCAAGGUGCUCAAACAAUUCUUUCUUCCAAGCAAAUCGACCAGAUCCUCAUGGAUCGUGUUACGGCUCGGCCCUUGUCUCCUCCCGAUAGUGACAAAGCCAAGGAGCAAGGCAAUUCACCCUUUGCCACGCCGAAGGCCCGACCGCGCCCCCAGCAUCAAUCUUCGGCGGCAUCCCUUCACUGGCGACCAGGCAGCUCCGCAAGCCAGGUCUCCAGUAUCCAUAGCCAUCCACCUCUACCUGCUGACCAUAAGGAGGCUAUCAUGGCCGCUGAGAAGAAGUCGCUGGAUCAACAGCCGUGCAUACCAGGACUCAUGGCCCCCCCUCUUGCACCAGCUUCUGCUUAUCGCGCAAACUCGGCUCCACGGCCACGCACUCCAAAUGAUUCAGCCGUUCAGGUCGGCUCCGUGAGGUCUUCUACUUCGCGGGCUAGAGUAAGACGCGAAAGCCAAGUGUCGCGGAGAUCUUCAGUCUCAUCGUUCGCCUCUGAGAUCGAAGAGCGGUUCAACGCGCAAUCCACUCCAGCUGUUGGACCUUAUGGAUAUGGCGCCGGCACAGAUCCGCGCAUGAUUCAAGCAAUUACCCAGACCAUGAUUGGGGAAUUCCUCUGGAAGUACACACGCAAGGCAGUCUCCGGAGAGAUUUCUAGCACUAGGCAUCGCCGCUACUUCUGGGUCCAUCCAUAUACCCGUACACUUUACUGGAGUGAGAAGGACCCGCAAAGUGCCGGCAAGGCGGAGCGUAAAACAAAGAGUGUUCCCAUUGAAGCUGUGAGAGUUGUCGCUGAUGAUAACCCAUACCCUCCAGGUCUUCAUUGCAGGAGUUUGGAAGUUGUCAGCCCUGGUCGUCGCAUUAGAUUUACCGCUACUACUAGCCAGAGACAUGAGACUUGGUUCAAUGCACUCUCCUAUCUUUUGUUACGGUCGGAGAAUGGCGAGGAAGGAGAGAACAAUGACCUGGAAGAUAUCGACGAGUUCAACCCCGGAUUCCGGUCACGAUCUCGGUCGCGUCAGAGACCACGCUUGUCAGUCUCUUCUUCACAGAGUCGGACUACCCGAAAUUGGCCGAAACAACGUGCGGGCUCUGCUCUCUCUCUGCGCCGCACCGGGACUCCUGGGCGGGCCUCUCCGGCCCUGAGCACACCUUCUCACUAUUCCGACCAAAGAAAUAGUUCUGCGUCACGGCUCAGUACGAUUCUGAAUACUACGAUCAAAGGUUCUUUCGGCCGAAGAGGCCCAUCCGGCUAUGCUACGUCUAGUAUCAAUGAUGGCAGUAUCUGCGACCGUGACAGCGACGAGGACCUCCGGCAGAUGAUGGAGAGGCAAGAACGGGAGACAGAUGGACUUGAGAACGUUCGUGCUUGCUGCGAUGGCAAGCAUGAUGUUAGUUCGCUCUCAAGGACGACCCGAUACAGCCCGCGCUCCAAUCGGAUUCAUUCUCAUCACUGA